Molecule: messenger RNA, 265 nt
Organism: Symbiodinium natans
Lineage: Eukaryota; Dinophyceae; Suessiales; Symbiodiniaceae
Source: the annotation of a GenBank genome assembly
GAACGGCGACUGCUGGCUUGACUGGUCGGAGUUCGUGACCUUUUGCUUAGAGGACGAGCGCAUGACGCACCUCAUGAAGAGACAGACUCGCAUGAACGUCUAUGGAGUUGACUUCUCGGGGGCGUUGACUGUAAAGGACUACCAAGACCCCGUUCAUGGAUGCGAGUGCUCUUUCUCGCCGCCGUUGUUGCCUUGGGAGACCAUGCACGUGGUGGAAUGGCGCAUCACAGGCCUCCAGUACAACGGCUUCGAGAGGGGUGUGCCU